AACCGUUCACUGCAACCUAUUGUCACCUUUAUUGUUUUAUGUCGUUCGGCGAAUAUCGAAUUCAAAUCAGCUUCCAAUGAGUCAGAAUCAGCAAUCAUAUGGGUUGGGGCGAAACCAAGGUGGAGGGUCUGUCAAACGUGCUAGGGAGAUGCUGAAUGCCGGGGUACGCGCACAGGAUCAGGAACGUCGAAUGCCGCCACCACAACCAACACACAGUCGUUCCAGUUCGCGUGAUGCAGAGAUUGAGAUUGGAUAUGAGUUCGAAGAUGACCCCAGAGGGCCCGUGCCAAUUAUGCCAAUCCAAGGAUUGCAAGUCCCCAGACACAGCGGUCCCCCGCCGACGUCAAGAAGGGGUCCGUCAUCAGUAUAUUCUCGUUUAAUAACUGGCACUGCCGUAUCUCCUAUCCCGGAAGAGAACUUUAAACAAACACGGAACAAGAAAGAGUCUUAUGCAUCCAGUACAGUCCUUCCAUCGAGUUGGGGACCGGGAACACCUCAAUCGGAUGCUGCCGAGUCUUAUGUGUCGGAACAAGAGCCUACAAACGAGGGCAGAAACGAGCCCAAGAACGAACCUAAACAGGAAGUGAAACGCGGUAAACGUGAUUCGUUGACGAUUUUGCGACAAGCUAGUUUGGGAAAGCGUGGAAAGCCUUCUUUGCGCUCUAUCAGCAGGCCUCCUAACAGACAGCCCUCAUUAAAGGAGGACAAGUCUAGCGACAGUAGCUUGGGAUAUUCAACUAACAGUCAGCAACGACGCGCGUCGGUAGAUUCCGUUUCCAGCGACUCGGACUCGGACUCGGUAGACUUGGAAAAAGAGAGGAUAGAGAUUGAAAACGAGCAAAAGGCACGAAGCAUUGGCAUGGGAUUCGGACUCGGACGGCCUGGUGCUGGAAUGAGUAGUAGAAAGCCCAACUCUCACCGACCUCCUGAGCUCGAUCUGAACGCAGUGCGCUCCGCUGAAGCGCAAGGAAGUCUGACCAGUCUGCCGGAUCUGAUUCGACGCGCUACAAAGGUGGCUUCGAAUUUGGAGCAUGGCAGGACAGCGAGCCGGCUCAGUAUGUUUAAUAUGUUUGAUUUUGGAACUCAGAAGAAACAACCAAGAGCUUCGCAGCAUCGUUCCUCUGCUUCGUUGUCAGAUAUCCUGGCUUCGUUCCCGCCACCGCGUACCAGAACCCCAGACGAUAGCGUCCGAACGUCAUGGCCGUAUGCACCAACCAAUGCAGCGGAAAAGUCUCGAUUGCUGUUUAUCUUUGUGUUGCUUGUUGUGUUGUGCAUCAUUGCAGCGGCCGUCGUAAUUCCUAUCGUCCUUGUGGUUCUUCCCCGGAAUCGCCAGCAUCCGGCGUCCGCCGCAACUAACACCACGCUACCACCAACAUGCGAACAGAAAUUGCCGUGUCUGAACGGUGGCGUGAGCGUUCGAACUGGCGGCACCUGCUCGUGUGUUUGUGUUAAUGGGUUUUCGGGUACUCAAUGCGGCACUGCCAGCGACGGCAGCUGUACAACCACGAAGACGGCGAUGAGCGGCAAUACCACUAUUGGAAGUUCACUACCUAACCUGUUCGCCGAAUCCGAGGCCGAUUUUAACAUUCCGCUCAACGAGACCGAAAUCCUUAGUCUGUUUAAUGCUAAUAACGUGUCAUGCACGGUACAGAAUGCGCUGGUUGAAUUUGCCGGACUGCCUUCAUCCAAAGUUCGGCGGCGCCGUGGAUCGCCUGUUGACAACCGAGAGGUAGAACCGACGGCACCGAUUGCCAGCUCAGGGCCUCAGGUACUGGACGCCACAUACGUGCCACCAAUCCUGAGCAUUCCCGCUGCCACUGCGAGUUCAGCAACACAAUAUGCAGGAGCCAUGAAAACAGCAACCGCGACAACCACAACAGCAUCCGCGUCGCCAUCGGCGUCAGCAACACUCAGCGCAGCGGCAGCACGGGUUUACGAAUUUGCGCGUGUCGCGAUUUUGUUCAUUUUUGAACAAACCCAAGAUAUCGACGCGGCGUCGACGGCACAGAACGAGAUUGAUCUGUAUCUGCUGUCCAAAAACAUCGGGACGGACACUAAUAUGAAAAUGAGCCUGACUAAGCCGCAAUCGUUUAUUAUCAGUUUUACCGAUUUUACGAUUACCUUGUCGAACGGGACGGUUGUUGGCAAGACCACUUGACUUUCUUUUGCUACGUUAA
Molecule: messenger RNA, 2177 nt
Organism: Talaromyces stipitatus ATCC 10500
Lineage: Eukaryota; Fungi; Ascomycota; Eurotiomycetes; Eurotiales; Trichocomaceae
Exons: 2
Coding region: 77-2158 (693 amino acids)
Source: RefSeq, a predicted model, not a curated record